AUGGCACCGUUCAUUUGUGAACAGCUGCAUUGUGGGGCCACGCCUUACGGGCCCGUCGUUCGAUAUCGUACCAUCCGGACCCCGUACCUCUGUGCGCCCUGUGGGUUCACAAUGGUACCAUCAUUUGGACAGUGUCUACUGUGCCAUCCUGCCUCCUCCUCUUCAGCAUAUUCUCCUCCUCCUCCUCCUCCUCCUCCAGCAGCAUCUCCUCCUCCUCCAGCACUAUUUCCUCCUCCUCCAGCACUAUCUCCUUACUACGCCAUACCCGUCGGCGCCGACUUCGACGAUCCCCGGAGCGCCUACGUCCUCCUCCCCGCCUACCCCCAUCUCCGAAGCCUCCACCACUGCCGCCGCCGCCGCCGCCGCUGCUGCCGCGCUGCCGCCUCCUGCUGCGGCAUCGCCUUCUUCCUCUCCCUGUUCGCCUCCGCCGCCGCCGCCCUCUUCAUCCUCUGGCCCUCCGACCCCGACGUCGGCGUCGCCAGGCUCCGCCUCGACCGCCUCCACGUCGGCCCGCCGCCCCUCGCCGCCAUCGACCUCCACCUCCGCCUCGACAUCCGCGUCCGCAACCCGGACUUCUUCGCCCUCGACUACCGCUCCGUCGUCACCUCCGUCAGCUACCGCCGCCGUCCGCUCGGCUCCCUCGCUGCCGCCGGCGCCGGCGGCCGCGUGAGGGCACGAGGCGUCUCCUAUCUCGACGCCGAGCUCCGGCUCGACGGGAUCGAGGUUCUGGACGACGCCGUUUAUCUGAUCGAGGACCUCGCCAGGGGAUCCAUUCCGUUCGACGCCGUUACUGAGGUUGAGGGCACGCUAGCGCUCUUCUCCUUUCAGAUCCCCGUUAAGGGAAGAAUAUCAUGUUCAGUAAUUGUUAAUCCACACAAACAGGAAAUCAUUCGUCAUGAUUGCUACCCUGAGUAAUGGUUGAUAAGGGGCAUCAUGCUGAUUAAUAAUACAACGGACAUCGUUCACGCCUUUAUUAUGGUAACUUGGAAGCUCUGGGCCUGUAAAUAAAGUAUGUGUCUGUAUAUAUCAUACAAGCCCAAAAUUAGUAGCUUUGUUGCUAAACAGUGCAUGUAAUUUUGUGAAUAAAAGCUGCUAGCUGUUCGUUUCUAAUUUAUCUAGCGUGCUAAUUGCUGGAAUAAGAAACUAUUCUUUUUUCUUUUCUUUUUUUCUUAGUGCUUCCAUAAUUCUUUUGUAUUCUGGGACUGCAUGUGAUAAACCACAUCGAUGUGCUACAGUCUAGUAAUCUUACAAUGAAGUACCAACAAAUCUAUAUGAACGUAAAUGUAUUUAUACGGACUUUGUGCAAAUGUACACCUGUGGCUUGAUCUCA
Messenger RNA from Ananas comosus (pineapple), 1330 nucleotides. RefSeq lists its product as uncharacterized. The record is from RefSeq and is a predicted model, not a curated record. NCBI's taxonomy places the organism in Eukaryota, Viridiplantae, Streptophyta, Magnoliopsida, Poales, Bromeliaceae. Bases 1 to 915 code for a protein of 304 amino acids. Gene Ontology annotation, cellular component: plasma membrane. The transcript has 4 exons.